Messenger RNA from Adineta steineri, 2757 nucleotides. The record is from the annotation of a GenBank genome assembly. NCBI's taxonomy places the organism in Eukaryota, Metazoa, Rotifera, Eurotatoria, Adinetida, Adinetidae.
AUGGCACAUGAAUAUAAUGAAGGUCGUUUACCUAUACAUGAAGCUGCAUUUCGUAAUUAUGAUACUGUUGUUGAACGAAUUUUAGCUAAUCUAUGUUCAAAAGAUGGAAAUAAAAAUAAUGAAAAUGAAGAUCAUCGAUCACAAGAAGAAAAAGAACGUGCUAAUCUUCUUCAUCAAGCACGUAUACAAGAAAUGGUUGAAACAACAACAUAUGAUUAUUUUCGUUUAACACCAAUAUUAGCAGCAACAGUUGGUAAUGCACGUCGUACUAUUGAAUGUUUAAUAAGUCAUGGAGCUAAAGUCACAAGUCGUGAUGGUGAAAAUCGUUCUAUGGCUGCAAUAGCUAUUUUAAAACAGAAUGUUGAAUUAUUACUAUAUUUUUCCCAAGCACCCUAUGCAAAUGAACUUGACAUAUGGAAUACAUUAAUGAAUAUGUUUACUUCGAAAAUAUCUGAUGAAUCAUCAGCGGCAGGACGUAUACUUGAACAAUUAACAGCACCGAAAUAUAUAAAAAUUGCAUGGUCAUAUCUUUAUAAUUUACGUCUCGUAGAAAAAACUAUCCAAGUACUUAUUCAAACUGUUAAUAAUAAUACUAAUUUUAAUGAACAAUUAUUAACAAGUUGUUUAAUUAUACUUUAUAAUCUUUUAUGUAUUGACCCAAAUAUUCGUUCAACAUUUAAUCAAAAUGAUGAAGCAGCACGUGCAUUUGUACAAAUGCCAAAAACAACGGAUACACUUUCAUUACUUUUUUCUCAAAUCGUGUGUCAUUUAUGUGAUGAUAUACGUUGUAUUCAAUCAUUUGUUAAUCAAAAUUUAAUUAGUAAUUUACAAAUUUUAUUAGAUCAAGAUACAAUGAAUAUUCCGAAAACUGAAGCUUGUCUUUAUUUUGAUAUUCUUGGUAAAAUAGCUCGUUGUAAAACAGAUUAUCAAAUUUUAAUACAAAAAUCUUCAGCAACUGAACGAACUAUACUUGAACAAGGUAUUCAUUUACUUGACAAAUAUGAUCGUCAAUUAACAAUAUCAGUUCUUCAUUUUAUUCGUGAAUUAUGUUUACAAAAUGAUCAACAUCAACAAAUAUGUGCAGAUAAUCGUUUAUUAAUUGCACAUUUAUUAAAUGCAUUAAAUUCAUCCUUUAGAGAUGUCCAACGUUCAAGUGUAGAUACACUUCAAAUGAUUGUUACUCAUAAUACAGCAUCCCAAUUAACACUAUUACAACAAGGUGGUGCUGAACAACUUUUAAUCCUAUUAAAUAAAGCAACAUUACCAAGAUUACGUGUUUCAAUCAUAUGUACACUUUGGUCAUUGACAGGAAAUGAACGAAGUCGAAAACAAUCAAUGGCUUAUGCGAUGGGUGUUUCAACUUUAGUUGAAUUUUUAAAUUUAAAAACGAGUGAUCAAUUAUAUAUUGUACUUGAUGCUAUAAGUGAAUUAUUACGACGAAUACCAACAGAAAAUGAAAAUAUUCCAUUAAUUCUUGGUCGUCGACAUUGUAUACCACCCAUUGUUCGAUUAUUAGCAGUUGAUCAUGAACAAAAAUUACUUUUGAAAUCUAUGUUAAUGUCUUCUGCACCUACACAGUUAUUAACUAUUCACCAAACUGGACAAACAGCUCCAACAUCUAUAUCUCCAACAUUGUCUCCACUAACAUCAACUCCACCGCCAGCAACUCAAACUGACCCGUCACUAACUGAUAAUCCUGAAUAUUUAUCACAAUUAUUAAAAGAUAAACGACAACUAGCAGCAGUACCGAAUAUGUUUAUGCAUAUUGAACGAUUACUUGAUCAAGAAAUUAAUAAAGUUCGAGUGAAUCUAUUUAAUUUAAGUACACGUCCGAAGAUGGAAUUACCAGAACCAAAUGGAGAAAAGAAAAUUUUUCAAGAAAAAGUAUUUAUUCCGGUGCAACAACAUCCUGAAUUUAACUUCGUUGGUCGAAUAUUGGGUCCACGAGGUAUGACAGCCAAACAGCUUGAAGCUGAUACUGGUUGUAAAAUAAUGGUUCGAGGUCGAGGAUCAAUGAGAGAUAAACAAAAAGAAGAUCAAAAUCGUGGUAAAGCAAAUUGGGAGCAUUUAGAUGAAGAAUUACAUGUAUUAAUUCAAUGUGAAGAUCAUGAAAAUCGUGCAUUGGUUAAACUUGAACGAGCAAAAGAAGAAAUUAUGAAAUUAUUAAAACCAGCGGCUGAAGGUGAAGAUGAUUUGAAAAAGAAACAAUUAAUGGAAUUAGCUAUUAUUAAUGGUACAUAUCGUGAACCAAAUUUAUUCCAAAAGAAAUUACAACAAUUACAAUUUCAAAAUAAUCGAAUGCCUAUAGGCGCGCCAUUAAUAUUAACACCACGUAUGCAACAAAAUCUUCUUGCAGCACAAAUUCAACAAGGUUCAACACAAACAAUGUUUACAACUACAAAUGGGCAAGGACAACAAACAUUAACAGCUGUUCCACAAGGUUCACUUAUUCAGACUACAUCAGCAAAUGGUGAACAGAAUUUCGUUCAAGUAUUUGCACCAUUACAAACACUUGAUCAAAUGGGAGGAAUGAUUGCUGGUGGUGCACAAUUAUUCGAAUAUCCAACACAACUUGAUCCAAGUCAAGCAACUUUUCCGUUUCUGACCGCAACUACAAGUUCAAACCCAGCAGGUGUAGCUACUAGAUCAACAUCAAACAAUGCUACAGGAAACAUCACAUCAGGAGCUGCAGCCUCUUCUAUUUCCGCCCGUUAUCAACCUUACACAAUUCAACCACCUCGUUUAAAUCGAACUUAA